Molecule: messenger RNA, 1446 nt
Organism: Botrytis byssoidea
Lineage: Eukaryota; Fungi; Ascomycota; Leotiomycetes; Helotiales; Sclerotiniaceae
Exons: 2
Coding region: 1-1446 (481 amino acids)
Molecular function (GO): N-acetyltransferase activity
Source: RefSeq, a predicted model, not a curated record
AUGGAAACCAAUACCUUCCCAGCAGGACUCCUCGGCAACUACUACUCCGUCCGUCACCAACUAGGUCUCUACCGUUCCUGCGCCGUGACAUCCUACUACACUUUCACACCUACCAGUCCCAAUGCCAGGCAAGAACUAACCUCCCGCCUCCAACAUGCUCUCAGCAAAACCAUAGAAGAGCACCCCUCACUCUGUUACGGUCUCCUCCCCGGUUCAAAAAGCCAAAAUCUCCCCGCCCGCUUCAAAAGACUUCCCCAAAUCUCCUGGAAUGAUCUCGUAUCAAUCUCCUCUCUAGACACAAGCAGCGAUGCUCUAUCCCAGGAAAAGCGUAUUAGUGAAGAGCUAGGCGCGUCUCACGAGCAGCUUUUCCAGGACCAGGAAACUAAACCCGCGUGGAAACUUCGUGUUCUCGUUCACGAGAUGGAAGAUGAGACUUGCAAGGUCUACAAACUUUUUGUAGCCAAUCACGCCAUUGCCGAUGGAUUAAGCUGUGCGUCUUUUCAACGGACUUUGCAUGAACAAUUAUCACUAGCUACAGUAGAAGCUGUUGAGAAAAGUAGUGUGCAGUGGCCCUAUAUAGUACCAGACAGCAUAGGGAAACCAAUAGCCAUCGAAGAUGCGAUGCAGAUCAGUCCCUCAGGAUACGAGUCCUUCACCCCCAACACAGCACCUCUCACAGACAAGAAAGAAGUAAAAAUAUGGGCAGGAAGCUUCCCCAACAUGCCCACCAUCGAAUCGUACAAAUGUCUCGUACUGCUCGUGACCAUUCCCCCAGAAAAGGUCCAGCGAGUAUUAGAAACGAGUCGCCGGCUGAAAAUCACCGUCACGGGCUAUCUGCACGGGUUGAUCACCAGCUAUCUCGCGCGCGCGGUCGUGACAAAUGACCAACUUGGUCUGAAGGCUCACACGCCAUACUCGCUGCGGAAGUUUAGCAAGCUGCCACUGAGCGAAGUCGCAAACCACGUAGCCUUCGUAACCACCACGUGGGACGCCGAACUCCUCGACAGACUCCGUCAUGCGAGAGAGGAGUCGCCAGAAGAAGAAGCAUUGAUUGCCAGCAUGGGACGCCAGAUAACCCAGGAGAUCUCCGCAGAUCUGCAAAGAAUCGAAGCCGGAGGCGGAGUCCCACACUUGCGAAACGUCGCGAAGAUUGACGACUUGGAAGCUUACUGCCUCGCGGGAAUGUCCGCAGAGCGGUCAGAAACCUACGAACUAUCGAACCUUGGCGUGGUCAGAUUGAAUAAAGUUCCCGAAGAGCCCUCUUUAAAACUCGAUGGACUCAUAUUUUCUCAAUGCGGAAUGAUGUUCGGUGCCCCCAUCGGAUGCAAUGUUGUGAAUCUCGAAGGGGGGCCAUUGGUCAUUAGUCUAACAUGGCAGAAAGGUGGCGUGGAGGACGAGGUGAUGGAAGGAUUGCAGAAAUUUUUGAAGAUGAGAUUGGGAGCAUAA